Camarhynchus parvulus is the source of this 2721-nucleotide messenger RNA. RefSeq names its product SLU7 homolog, splicing factor (gene SLU7). Gene Ontology annotation, cellular component: spliceosomal complex. Gene Ontology annotation, molecular function: pre-mRNA 3'-splice site binding. The transcript is spliced from 15 exons. The record is from RefSeq and is a predicted model, not a curated record. Gene Ontology annotation, biological process: mRNA splicing, via spliceosome. Lineage: Eukaryota; Metazoa; Chordata; Aves; Passeriformes; Thraupidae. The coding region runs from base 1 to 1743 and encodes 580 amino acids.
AUGGCCUCAGGCGCGGUAGCGAACGCCCCUCCUGCAGGAGGGGCAACUGAUGUGAGCCUGGAGGAACCAAAGAAGAUGACGAGGGAAGAUUGGAGGAAAAAGAAAGAAUUAGAAGAACAGAGAAAACUGGGGAAUGCACCUGCUGAAGUGGAUGAAGAGGGAAAAGAUAUCAACCCUCAUAUUCCUCAGUACAUCUCCUCAGUGCCAUGGUACAUAGAUCCUUCCAAGAGACCCACGCUGAAGCAUCAGAGACCUCAGCCAGAGAAGCAGAAGCAGUACAACUCCUCUGGAGAUUGGUACAAACGAGGAGUUCAGGAGCAUGCCGUGGCCACGCGGUACCGCAAGGGAGCCUGCGAGAACUGCGGGGCCCUGACUCACAAGAAGAAGGAUUGCAUGGAGAGACCCAGGAAAGUUGGAGCAAAAUACACAGGCAUGAACAUUGCCCCAGAUGAGCACGUGCAGCCCCAGCUGAUGUUUGACUACGACGGGAAGCGAGACCGGUGGAAUGGGUAUAACCCAGAGGAGCACAUGAAAAUUGUGGAGGAGUACUCCAAGGUUGAUUUGGCCAAACGUACCCUGAAAGCCCAGAAACUUCAGGAGGAGUUGGCAUCAGGGAAGCUGGAGCAAGUGAACUCCCCAAGACACCAGUGGGGAGAAGAGGAAUCAAAUUCACAGACAGAAAGAGAUCAUAACAGUGAAGAUGAAGAUGAAGACAAAUAUGCAGAUGACAUUGACAUGCCUGGGCAGAACUUUGACUCAAAAAGACGCAUCACAGUCCGAAAUCUGCGCAUUCGGGAGGACAUUGCCAAAUACUUGAGGAAUCUAGAUCCAAACUCUGCUUAUUAUGAUCCCAAAACAAGGGCAAUGAGGGAGAACCCUUAUGCCAACACAGGCAAGAAUCCAGAUGAAGUUGGUUAUGCAGGUGACAACUUUGUUCGCUACACAGGCGAUACCAUUUCCAUGGCACAGACCCAGCUGUUUGCCUGGGAGGCUUAUGACAAAGGCUCUGAAGUUCAUCUUCAAGCAGAUCCUACAAAAUUAGAACUCCUCUAUAAAUCUUUCAAAGUGAAAAAAGAAGAUUUCAAGGCACAGCAGAAAGAAAGCAUCCUGGAGAAGUAUGGAGGACAAGAACAUUUAGAUGCCCCCCCAGCUGAACUUCUGUUGGCUCAAACAGAAGAUUAUGUGGAGUAUUCUAGGCAUGGAACAGUCAUCAAAGGACAGGAGAAAGCUAUUGCUUGUUCUAAGUAUGAAGAGGAUGUGAAGAUCAACAACCAUACAUGCAUUUGGGGUUCAUACUGGAAGGAAGGCAAGUGGGGUUACAAGUGCUGCCACUCCUUUGUCAAGUACUCCUACUGUACUGGAGAAGCUGGGAAGGAAAUUGCUAAUACAGAGGCAAGUUUAAUGGAGGAGCAGCCCGAGGAGGCAGAACACAUGACAAAACCCAAAACACUGAUGGAGAUCCACCAAGAAAAACAGAAAGAAAAGAAAAAGAAGAAGCAUAAGAAGAGCUCAAAUUCUGACAGUGAGGGUGAAGAGAAAAAGAAGCAAGAAAAACUAAAAAAGGCUCUUAAUGCUGAAGAGGCUCGACUUCUCCACAUCAAAGAAAUCAUGCAGUUAGAUGAGAGGAAGAGGCCAUACAACAGCCAGUAUGAAACCAGGGAGCCAACAGAAGAGGAGAUGGAGGCUUACAGAAUGAAAAGGCAGAGACCUGAUGACCCCAUGGCCUCUUUCCUUGGGCAGUAGUCACAGGAGGCACCAUUCCAGUACAUGAGACUUUUUCCAGUUGUUUACAGCUCUCUCUAGACAUUUGAUUCCCUUGCACCUGUCUAAAAUGGCAGAAACCUUUCUGUGCUCUGAAGAAAUUUGUGAAAGCUUCUUUCAGCAGACAUGAGCAGUCUGGUACUUACUGGAGUUCUGUAAAUGUGUUUGUAUGUAUACAAAUACAGGCACACAUAUACACACAUAUAUGUAAUAUAUGUAUAGAUUAAAUAAAUACACCUACUCUGUAAGAUCUAGAAGGAGAUCUGACUGAAAUCUUAGGUUUAUUUGGCCAACUAGUAUGUAUAUAUUUAUAUAUUUGGCCAACUAAUGCAUAAAGUUGUGAUACAGUAACACUGACUAGUCAGAAGAAAUGGUCAGCAGGUGUCAAUAUAGAACAAAAAUUGUUGACAAAAUUUGGCACAACUACUACUAGAGCUUCUUACUUGUAAAUUCUGUAUAUGACUUUAAAAGAAUACAGUUUCCUGAUCACUUUGCAGGAUGUACUUUGGAAAUGUAGAAGUUAAUUGCUUUGUUCUGGUUAAAUCAGUAUAAAGAUCUUAAAUGCUGUCUAGCCUUUUAAAUGAAAGGGUUGGGAGAAGCUGACUGUAGAGUUUUUAAAUUCCAGUUGUUUCUUCAGAUGUAUUUCAAAAGAAAUUUCAGUUGUAAAGAUCUGAGUUCUUGAUUUUCCUUUUGAUAACAGUGUCCUGUUCCAUGGUGUGACACCAAGUGUCAGGCUCUACUCCUGUGUGAGAACACGAAGCAGCAUCUGCUUUGGUUUGGCAAUGUUAGUCUUUAAACUGGGAGUUUUCCCCUUUUAACUGAUUAAAAGGUGAAGAACUGGGUGAAAAACUGCACAGCAUCACUUUAGAGUUGGAAGGCUUGGGAAUUAAUUCUGUUGAGGCUUAAACUGUUUUUCCAAGGAAAAACUGCUCAUUUCCACAAAUGAUUACAUACAGAAAA